Messenger RNA from Spathaspora passalidarum NRRL Y-27907, 1200 nucleotides. RefSeq lists its product as uncharacterized. Bases 1 to 1200 code for a protein of 399 amino acids. The transcript has a single exon. The record is from RefSeq and is a predicted model, not a curated record. NCBI's taxonomy places the organism in Eukaryota, Fungi, Ascomycota, Pichiomycetes, Serinales, Debaryomycetaceae.
AUGUUAGGAAGCGGAAAACCCUCUGAGAACAUGGUGUUGGCAGAAGCAUUAAAUUUAUUACAACGAUCUAGGGAUCAGGAUCAGGAGGUAAAUAGCACAAACUAUAAGCCUUCGUUAUAUGACAAUAUUGUCAAAGGUCCAGCGCAAGAACAAUACAGCGACCUAAUUCGAACUCCUAAGAUAGAAAACCGCAAACAAAAACAAAGAAUCAGUGAUCAAUUUAUUUCGAACUUAUUGUCAGGUAUUAAGUCAAGUGAAGUGAGCGAUGUGGCUGGAGCUCUUGAUUUCGCUGACCUUUAUAAUAUGAAUUCACGGGAAUUAUCAUUAUAUAUCAAAAGCGUGAAGCUGGAACAGAAGUUGUUUGAGAUUUUGGAGACGUUUUAUUACAAUGAUCGGUUGACCUUUAAUGUAUUGAGCAGUAUUGUCUUGAACAAAGCAUUAGUGAACAUUGACAAAGCUCCUAUAGACUUGGUGAAUAUUAAAAACAAUCGAUUAUUGAAAUUGGACCCGCUAGGGAUAACUAUGUUCAAUAUCGUAUUAUUGGGGAAAUACCAUUCAUUACACCAACCUAUGACUGUCCUUCGCAACUUGAAACAAAACUUCAAUGACGUUUAUCUUCCUUUGAUUAAGAAGCAUAAAUUGUCUGCAUUCUACGAGAGGAUAGUAUGGAGAUAUACUUUUGAGUUUUUAAAACAAUUCGACGAGCUACAUUAUUUGCAAGAAAUCAAUCGCGUAAAGUCUGGUUUUGUAAUUUUGGAAGCAACAACGAAAUCAAGCACACCAAUUGCUAAGUAUAUGUUGGAAACGUAUGGGGAAUCAUUAACAGAAUUACAAACUAUUUUUUUGAAGAUAUUCACUAAUCCUUACAUAGAACAACGUAUAAUUAAGGAGUUGGAGUCACCAGGAAGAUCCAAAACAUGCAUUGCAUUACAAAAAUUAUCUGUAAAACACCACAUGUGUACUUUGAGUCAAAUUCCAAAGGAUCAAUGGUCUAGACGAGCAUGUUAUGCCUUGGUUGCCGAUUUAGAACAAUUUAUUGUUGAACUGUUGGAAAUAUCGAAUGACAAGGAGUUGCAGGGGCUUGGUAAUGAGUUGAAGACAUAUCACAUGAAGAUAAUAACGAGUCAGCAAAGCGAAAUAUCGGAAAGUAAAGAAGCUUUAGAUGAUUUUUUUAAUGUUCUCCAGGUUAAGGAGGGGUAA